Messenger RNA from Symbiodinium pilosum, 708 nucleotides. Lineage: Eukaryota; Dinophyceae; Suessiales; Symbiodiniaceae. The record is from the annotation of a GenBank genome assembly.
GCAGAGCUUUCCAUUGCAGUGGGCGUUGGGGUCGUGGGCGCUGCUCAGCGACGGCGCACAGUGGCCAGGAGGGCUGACAAGGAGGAGUCGCAAGAUGUUGCAACAGACAGCCUUGGCCUCGACACCCUCUCAGACGAGUCUGUGCGGCAGCUGCUAGAGGCCUGUGCAGCCAUGGACCAGCCUGCCGCGUUGCCGUUUCUAAAUCCGCCACGAUAUCGAGAAUUCAUAGUCAACGUGCCUGGUGAUGCUGGGUUUGACCCUUUCUGCCUUGCGAAAGACUUGGCUACGUUUAAAUGGAUGCAGGAAGCAGAGCUGAAGCACGCACGGGUUGCCAUGCUUGCCACAGUGCUGUGGCCACUCUCCGAGCUGGAGUACUCCGCUCUCAAGCUCCCCUUUCUUGAUCUCUCAGGUCUACAACUAGAUGAUGCACCAGUGGGAUUGGCCCUUGGCACAGCUGCUCUUGGCAUUGCAAUCAUGGAGCUCUCAAAAGCGCCUGAAAGCCCGCCGGGAUUCUACAGCUUUGAUCCGCUGAACUUGAAGGACUUUGAAAUGCCAAUGGUCGGUUGGCUACCGCAGGGCAGGCGGUGGACAGCAGAAGCAGAGCUCAAGCAUGGGCGGCUGGCGAUGCUUGCUGCCUUGGCCUUUGCCUUUACGGAGCUGACCACAAAGGUGCCCAUCAUCAAGCACUGGCCGUUCCAUUUCAGCUGA